UUCGUUGUGUUGUGGCGCUGGCAAUCACAUGUGUUUGGGAUUCUGAAGUUGUUUUGCGAGGAUUGUCCCGAAACUCAUUUCAUGAUCUGAAAAGGGUGUUUUGCAAAGCAUAUGACUGCCCAGGAGGUGCGGCUGUGUGGCCUGCUGCUACAGGAGCACUUUGGAGAGGUGGUGGAGAGGAUAGGCACUCACCUGCUCAGAGGAGGGGCACAGAACCUCAGGACCAUCGCCAAUGAGACCAACACACCACUGGACCUGGUGAAGAAGUCUCUGUGUGUGUUGGUACAGCACGGUGCUUGUGAGUUCGGGUCGGGCCGCAGGGGCCCCGGGAGCCCAGUGGAGUACCGGGCCAGCUGUGAGCGGGUUCUAAGGGUUCUGCGGUACCCGCGGUACAUCUACACAGCUAAGACCCUGUAUGGAGACACAGGAGAACUCAUCGUGGAGGAGGUCCUACAACGAGGCCAUAUGACAAUGAGCAACACGGUCAAGACUGUAGCUGACCGACUCACUCAUAACAUGGAGGAGGGUCGUAGUAUGGAGUACAGUGAGGUGGUCUCAGCCUUCUCUAAGCUGGUAGAGACUCACUUCCUGCAGCGCUGUCCUCCGGUGGCCGAGAUGGGAACUGCAGCCACCUCCAUUACCCCGGCAACCCCCGGCACCCCUGCCGCCUCCGCCUCCACUGCCCCCCCAACAGCAGAGAGCAACCCUGACUGCUACAAGCUGCCCCAUGUUACACUCAUAGGUCGCGGGAAGCGCAGAUGCUCCAGUGACGACAGUGAGGAGCAGAGAGGAGGGAAGAAAGCCAAGAUGGACUCCGAGAUGGAGUUUGUGGGGAAAUCAGGUGACAGUGGAGGAGGGAUGUACGUGGUCAAUCUCCAAAGAGCCCUGGCCAACCUGGCGAGAGCUACACUGGAGUCUGUGGUACAGGAGAGGUUUGGCUCGCGGUCGGCUAGGAUCUUCCGUCUGUUGCUAAGGAAACGUCACCUGGAGCAGAAGCAGGUGGAGGACUUUGCUAUGAUCCCUGCCAAGGAGGCCAAAGACAUGCUGUAUACACUGCUGUCAGAGAACCUGGUACAGCUACAGGAAAUCCCUAAGACUCCUGACCACGCCCCUUCACGUACCUUCUACCUGUACACUGUCAACCAGCUGCCUACUGCCCGCCUACUGCUACAACACUGCUACAAGACAGUGGCUAAUCUGAUUGAGAGGCGCCUCUUCGAGACCAAGGAGAACAAGCGUCUGCUGGAGAAGUCCCAGCGAAUCGAGGCGAUCCUGGCGUCGCAGCAGGCCAGCGGGGCGGAGCCUGAACAGCUGACAGAGGUGGAGGAGAUGAUCACUGCCCCCGAGAGACAGCAGCUAGAAGCCCUGCGACAUCACAUCAACAAGUUGGACUCUACAGAGAACCAGGUGGAUGAGACUGUCUUUCUACUGGAGUCCUACAUCUUCUCUACCAAGACCAAGUGAGAGGGA
Salvelinus namaycush (lake trout) is the source of this 1470-nucleotide messenger RNA. RefSeq names its product DNA-directed RNA polymerase III subunit RPC3-like. Gene Ontology annotation, cellular component: RNA polymerase III complex. NCBI's taxonomy places the organism in Eukaryota, Metazoa, Chordata, Actinopteri, Salmoniformes, Salmonidae. The record is from RefSeq and is a predicted model, not a curated record. Gene Ontology annotation, biological process: DNA-templated transcription. The coding region runs from base 112 to 1464 and encodes 450 amino acids. Gene Ontology annotation, molecular function: single-stranded DNA binding. The transcript is spliced from 14 exons.